AUCGGACAUCGGCUUCGGGGUGAUGCGGUUAUGAAAAAUAGUAGGCUGAAAAAUGCGUCGGGUUUCCAGCGUCAGGAAAGACCUUUAACGCGUAUUAUACAGUUUGCAGGAUAAAUACACUCCAGGAUCAGUGAUCUGCUGCUCUUCUUCAGUCUUCAGCCACUGCUGGAAGUUCUAGCUUGGAAACAACAGCUGGCGCCGCUCCUGAUUGGAUGCUGAAAGUGUCAGGCUGCGCGCGCCUCCGCUGUCAUUGGUGCGGCUGAAGUUGCGAGCAGCUCUCGCUCGUGCCGAAGCAGGAAGAGGACAGCGGGCAAGCCAGCAUAGCGUCCCUCCGACACAUCAGCCCUCUGCCUGGCCUUUUAACCACAAAUCUUAACCUAAUAUACACAUCAGCGUUCAGCGGGAUCGUGUCUGUACCUAUUCUCUUGGAAAGCAUGUAAUGAGCCAAGCUCAGAAAACGGUCUUCCUCAGCCAGAGCUGUGGCAAGGACUGUAACCAUGUAGAUGGUUGUCCCCAUGGUAAAACCAUGGGUAAAGCUUGGACUGAUCAUUUUCUGAAGGAGGCCAAGGCACUAAAACAUACAACCUGUAGAGGCAAGCAAAAGAAACAACCCAUGGAAGGAUGGUUCUAUGAAGGAUGUAAGACAGGAGCCAAGUUAAAGAAGGGUGGGACUUUGAAGGUUGUGGCCAUAAAAGGGAAAGCAAAAUUGUCCAAGAAAUUGAGGGAAGAAUAUAAGCGGAAGCUUUACCCACUACGACAGAGAAGUAAGAAAUCAAAACCUGAGGACAUAAGUUGCCAUGUCCUGCUUACCCGCCUGGAGGAGAAGGCCUUUGAACAGGACGGUGAAUUACACGAGGAAAAGCCAAACGCAAUUUCAAAAAGAAGUCAGCAGAAAAAGAGAAGCAAAGCCAACCAAAAGCUAAUAAACACCAAUAAAUUAUCACAUAUACCACCUAAAAUUAAAUAUGAAGCAAAUACUAACACAAUUGUAGCUCAGGAGCCACGUAAACGCAGACUGGCCUCUCUUAAUGCCGAAGCUGUCAACAGCGUGCUGCUGGAGAAAGCAGAUGUACCCCUAAGCAAACUCCUCAAGAAACAGCACCAGGAGACGACACCUGUUUCAAAUGAAACAGAUAAUGCAAAAAUGUGCUCCCUGUCUAAAACUGCUGCUCAAGCCCACACGACUGAAAUGUGCCAAAACCACAAGAAGGCCAAGAAAAGCAGGUCGGAAGAAAAAGACGACAACGAUUUAAGUCUGUACACUCCUACUCCUAGACGCCUUGCCGGUCUCAAUGCUGCUGCUCUGCUGAAGCUUACAAGCUCCUCUACAGGAUGUAAGCAGCGAGUAAAGGCAGACAGUAAAGGUAUAUGUGCUGCAGGGAAGCCGAACACGUGCUCUAAAUCCUGGGUGCAACAGCCUAAAAAGCAAAGACUCAAGCAGACUUUACCUCAGGGGGGUGGUACAGCAAGUAAGAUCCAGGGAAGUGAGUCUAAACUGAAGUGGAAUGGACCUGCUGACUAUCACUGCUUAGCCAAACCAGGGUAUCAUUCUCAUGGCAUGAUGGGAUAUCCCAUUAAAGUGGUAAAAGAAGAGCAGGUGGAAACUGAGCUUGGUCCUUGCUACUGCUGUUCUGCAGAAGGUUCAAUGGAAUACUGUCACAGUUUGGCACUGUAUCUGAGCCAGAAGUCCUGUAGUGAGACAGACGAGCACCCUGUGGCCUCAGUGAAACACGAAUGCCUGGUUGCCCCAUCUGCACUGGCCCACCCAGCCCUCACCCUCAGUGCCCAUCCUUGCCUGUGUGCAGACCCCUGCUACUCUAGUUACUAUGUUCACUUUGCAAACCACAGGCCUCGUUCAGUUUGUCUAAGUACGCAGCCACUACCUUGUGCACACAGCUCCAUGUGUCCCAACAGGGUCCCUGCAUCAACGCUGCUGUCCUCCUCUGUUUCCCACACCUCAGGAAUCUCACACCCUGCCUUUUGCAGUUCAGUGCGCUCUUCAUGCUGCAAUGAGGGCUGCAGAGUUGGCAAUUACACUUUCAGCACUAUGCAGCCUGUCACCAGCAGGGCGUGCUCGUAUGGCGCAGGCUUUUCCAACUGUAGCCAUCAAAUCAAAACAGAAGGCUACACUUCACCUCAAGGGGAUCAAAGUUCCUCUCUGCUUGUUCCACCAGCCCUGCCCCUUUCUGGCUGCCCAUUGCCUAGGCUAAGCCCAUCCUCCACAGUUCUGCCACGUCUUCUAUCCACUUUUGCAGACAAAAGACAGACAGGGGUCAGACUUCGAGGGCCAAGAGAAUGCCCUCAAAAGACCAAACCACCAAAUGGCUCUAUUGGUGCAAGACCAACAAAACUGUCUCAGAAACAGCCAGUGCCCAGCCUAGCAAGUGCCAAACAGCAGAAAAAAGUACAUCGCCAUCGCACCACAAAUGGUUGGUGCCCUUUUGGAGAACCCACAGAGAAAGAGGUCUUUAUUGCGGGGGAGGACAUGACGGCACUUCGAAAGUGUUAUGAAGGUGUAGAGCGAGAUGGAGAGGUGAUUCGGGUCAGAGACACAGUACUUUUGCGCUCCGGACCACGAAAGAAAUCCUUACCUUAUGUGGCCAAGAUAUCAGCUUUGUGGGAUGACCCUAAAACAGGAGAGCUGAUGAUGAGCCUGUUUUGGUACUAUCGACCAGAACACACACAGGGUGGCAGAGAUCCCAGCAUGCACUGUGAGAAUGAAAUAUUCGCCUCUCGGCAUCAAGAUGAAAACAGCGUGGCCUGUAUUGAGGACAGAUGCUAUGUUUUACCUUUAGCACAGUACUGUAGAUUUUGUGCCUUGGUAAAGCGCCGCUCAGAGGGGGUGCCUGACAGCGUCCCCAUGGUGCCCCGGCCCUCUGACAGUGCUGUCCCCACUCACCGACUUGUGCCCGAUGACGUUGAUCCCGAACUGGUUUACUUAUGCCGCCACGUCUACGACUUCCGUUAUGGCCGCAUACUAAAGAACCUGCAGUAAAGGUGCAAGCCUGCGUGCAGUGCGUACACACACACACACACACACCUGCACCUCACUAAUGAUAAAAAGCCUUCAUACUAAAAAGAUCCCUGUGCAACCUACUGGCCUUUUUGUUCUGAAAAUCUUGAUUUAUGGUCAAAAACAUAAAUGAUCUGUUUUUUCUUAUUAUUCACUCAGGAGGGUAGACCUCAGGGAGAUCUGGGGCUUUUUGGAUUUAUUUUUAACUCGUCUUCACAUUCCCAGAGUGGCAUCAUGUAAAACGAGUGCUAUGGAAGAGUUUUGAAAUUUGACAGCUUUAUUUAGUUUUUUUUGUUUCAAUUACAUAAGAAUUGCCUUUAGAAAAAACAGUUUAGAAACAGUUUUUUAUUUAUCUUUCCAUUAAGAAUUGGAAGGGGUUUAUGUUUCUCUUCGGUGAUUUGUCUUCUACACUGGAGUUAGUCGCUGGCCGAGGAAAUUAAAUACAGCUGUUUUUUUAGAUUUAGAGUAAUCAAAUAAAAAUGUUUGCAAUUUUUUUUCUAAAUCGUAUGCAAGUUUUUAAGAUGAUAUAGCACUCCUUUUAAUGAGAGUCUGGCUAUUUGGAUGAAAAGACACAUUUUCUUUAUAGUGUUGAAGCAAAUGCUUGUUUUCUUUUUUCUUUUUUUUCUUAAGUGUAGCAAAAAGAAUGGGCAUGUGUCUCUUUAGUCCACUGUUGAAAUGUCUGAAAGAGCAGAUGCGUGUCUUUUUCGUUUUCUUAUUUUGCUGUGUUGCAUGCAGGUGACUCUGUAAUGUUUGUCUUUUUGUUUUUUCUCGGCUUGCUUUGUAACACGUAGGUCACUCAGUUGGCAGCUAGUUUUGACCGAAACCUUGAAGAAUUUAACUCCUGAACUAAAACCAAAGGUCAAUUUAGCUAAUCUGUGUUUUGAUUAACUAAGCCCCCAGAAUCUGUGCCCUAUAAUUUCACAGGUAGGAGAAGCUGACACACGUUUUUUAACUAAAGAUGUUUAAUCAUGUAUUGCGUGCAAGAUAAUUAAUUUAUUUGACAAGUAUAAUUAUUUGCCCAUAAUUUAUUUGAUCAAUUAUUUCCCUUGCUUCUAGUCACCCGAUUUAAAUUGCACUAAACCAUUUUCUUUCUUCCUCUGCUGCUAUUUUCAUUUCGGUCUACCUUUUUUAUUCUGUCAACUCUCUACGUGGUAGUGAUUUGGUCAGCAAAAGAAGUGCACAGAAAGGAAGUCUUUACAGAACAUUCUUAUUCAUAGAAGAAUAAAAGAAUAAACAGUUAGAUAAUUGUAACAAAAGGAAAGGCACAGUAUUUUUGCAGUUCUCUUUGACUCUAUGUCGGCUUGUUAACAAAAAAUGUGACAACCUUAAUUGAAUCAUGUUUGAAAUUGACACUGUAGGUUUCUCUUGUAAUUUGUUUUGGUUUGCAUUCACACUACACAUAACUAAACAAAGCAAAUAGCAAAAUAAAUCAAAAACCAUGCGCUGAACGGUAGGCUUGUGCGAUAUCGAAUUAUCCCCGAAAGCGAUUUUAUGUUUAACAAUAGAUUAAAUAGAGACAAAAUUAGUUUGGAUUGAAGUAGAAUAGGGGAUUCGCAAUAAUACAAUCUUUGUUGUAUUGUCAUAAAAUUGCUGUACAAUCAGAAGCAUUACAGCACUCACAAAAACUCAGGUAGACGGUGGAUCUUUAAGCGAUUCUGCAUUAAAUCAUAGUAUAGAGUUAAAAAAAAAAUACCAUAACAGCACUUUUUUACUCUUUUUGCCAAAAUAUUAAAAAACCUAUCUGGUUUAUUUUUUCAGUCAAAACCUUACUAAUGGCAUCUUUAGUAAAUAUAGAAUAUUAUAUAGUCAAAUAUACAGUGCACUUGUGUUGUUGAUGAUCGAGGAAUUCAGUGCAGAUUCACACAAUCUUUCAGUUUUUUGGGGAGAAAUCUAAUAGUGUUAACAUUUGUGCUCCUGGGAACCUCUGUUUUCUGAGAGAGCUAGGGUACAUCAAACUUCUGCCAUUUUGGGGUCAUUUCCAUAUUUUUAAUGUAUACAUGUGGCAGUAUAUUCCACAGACAAAAACGAAAGUAAAAUACACAACAAAAAUCUGUAAUACUUUAUACUGUCUUACAUUGUAAUACCCACGAUGCAGUGAAUUUAAACAUUAACCUUUUACUAUCUAACACUAGCAUACAGCUAUGCAUAUGGCAUGUCUUUGGAGAGCACCUAUGCAAAUUGUGUUACACCUGGUAAUGUAAUAACAUAUAGUAUAGUAUAAUACAAUAUAUUAUAAUAUGCUUGGAUAUUAUGGGCAUGUAACAUUGAGGUGGGAUGAUAAUAUCAUUAUAUCGCACAAGCCUACUGAAAAGUGUGUAAGGCUAAAAAUGCUUUCAUUCAUUGGGCAGAAAUAUGGCAACAAAAAAAGUGAAACAAAUUCUCACCAGGUGUGUGUAUUUAUAACAGGAAUCAUAUGAACAUGGAGAAAGCAGGGUCAGUGAUUAUUCGAUUAUUCAUUAAUUAUAUAAAUAAAUCAUUUCAAUCUUUUUUUUUUUUUUACAUUAAGCAUCAAUUUUUCCUUUUCAUCAGUGCAAACAUCCAUAAUACAUGGCAUUUCUGCCAUUUCUACAGCUCUGUCUUUUUGGCUUUUGACUGUCUGCAUAGCUUUUGUCAUCUAAACCUGAAUUCUAAUGACUAUGUGAAUCUGAUUAAUUGUGUUGGUCGAAUCAGACUUAUGUGCUUAUAGAUAAAUCUCUUAAUUAUAAAUAGUACCAGUAGUGACCUCUAAGCUUUUGAACAAAAAUUUGCCCUUUUUUUUUAGAUCGCUAGUUUAUCUGAAAAGUAGUUUUCAGUGUUUGAGAUGCUUAAAAUUAGGACCGCUUUUCAUUUGCAUUGCUUUAAACAUAAACCAUAUCCAUGCUCAUAGAUGAUGACAUGUUGAACUGUUGUACAGUGGGACCAGAAUUUCUUCUGUAAGGUAGCUUAGAUGGCUUUCCAGCAUUAUUAUAUAUAUAUAUAUAUAAGUGUAUGUUCAAUGUGUAUAAAAUACCCAAAAGCUGUUUUGUUCCACUGUAUCACUGGCACAGAUUUUGCUGCGAAUAUACCUUGCUCAGCAGGUCUUCUUCAAAAUAACAGUAGAUAUAGUAGUAAGAACAAUAAUGUUGUGGUUAAAAUGGAAUUAAUUUUUUGAUCCCAUGUUCGUUAAAAAAAAAAAAAAAAAAAAAAAGGUUCUCUGUUUUUCAAUUUCUUCUGCAAACAUGAGAUAUUUUAUUAUGGCUAUUUCUUAAGGUAGAAUAUGCAAUAUAUUUUUGGGACUAUUUUCGGAGUGUCUAUUUAAAUCAAGUUACUUAUAUUGUUUUAAAAUGAUUUGUCAUUUCUUUUGACGUGAAUUAUAAAAUUGAAACUAAUAAUAAUAAUAAUAAUAAUAAUAAUAAUAACCAAAUAGGCAUAAGCUAGAACAUUGACAGUGUUUCAUUUUGUGUUGGAUUGAAUUCAAAGGUAUGGGACUACUUGAGAGCCAUUCAUGUGGAAGAAAUCAAAUGUACAUAUCUUGAUUAUAGAAGAAAUCACCCAGUCUUGUUUCGAUUUAAAAAAAGGUUUUAAAAAAUUGUUGCACAAUACAUUUUUAUUACUUAUGAGUAACUAUUUAAAGAUGUUAUUUAACAUAGAAAUGAUAUAGAUAUCUAUAUUUCAAGUGAACAAGUCAUUUUAGUUUAAAAGUGUUUUGAAGUGCUGUUGCAAUACUUGUCAGUGAAUGCCAUUCCUUUUUUUUUUUUUUUUUUUGCCUUUUUAUAAAUUAUAAAGUCUUUGGAAAACGAGUAAAAACUGAAACUGUCGUAUUUAAUGUUGUACUGGGCAUCAAGGGUUGAAGACCAAAGCACAUUCUUAAACUGGUGUCCCUUUGUGUAUAUUGCAUCUAUGUGGGGUUUCCCUGUACAACACUGCAGAACAUUUUUGUCACCAAAUCAGACAGGUACUUGAAUGAUCAGUUUUUGUAGUCGCUUAUAAUAUUCAUUUUACAUGUGGCCUUUGUCUAUUUACUACAAGUUGUCUUGGUUUGAUUCACAGGAAACAGGCCAAAUACAACUUAAUUACACUCGUAAAGUGAACUACAAUUUGUUACAAACAUGGCAGGUCAAUAAACUUGAGAAUGCUGUACUCUGAAUACAUUGUGAGCAAGAACAGCAAGUGACAACACUGUCAUGCCACUGUUUAUUUGGUCAUUGUAAGAUGUUUUUGUGUUUUUUUUUUCCUUGACUUUAAUUUUCAUCAGAAUGCCUGUGCUGCUUGAGGUCUCCUGAAAAUCAGAUAACGAGCCUGUGGCAGGAAGGCCUUACGAGCACAAGGGUUUCUCAUGAAAGCCUCUACAGCAAGUUUUUCAUCACAGUAGUUCACAAAUUUGGAUUAAACUUUUUUUUUAUAUACCUUAUAUAUAAGUUUAUAUAAGGAGAAUGGAAGUUGGAAAUAGGUUUUUGUUUCUAAAUUGACAAUUUUAUGUAAGUCACUCUGACUGACUGCUUUGUUGCAGUAAAAAUUGCUGAUAUGCUUUUCUACUGUUCAGAAUUAUUUUUAAACACAGUGACCAAAAAAACAUUCUUUUUAAUUCCUUACCCUGUCCAAUACUAAACUUAAUGUUUGUUUCUGUGUUGCUAGCUCAAUGCUUACUGCUAACAUAUAUUUUGAUAGAAUAGAACUGUGGUUAAACAGAGGUUAUUUUUAAAUGGAGCUGGAGGAUGUGUUUUUAUCAGUGUCGCUAGGUCAUGCACUUUUUUUAAUGACAACAAGAAUCCCUGCUGAUUAUUGUCAAAUAAAAGAGUAUUUAUAAAGAUCUUUUGUUAAAACCUG
Silurus meridionalis is the source of this 7798-nucleotide messenger RNA. RefSeq names its product bromo adjacent homology domain-containing 1 protein. NCBI's taxonomy places the organism in Eukaryota, Metazoa, Chordata, Actinopteri, Siluriformes, Siluridae. The coding region runs from base 440 to 2995 and encodes 851 amino acids. The transcript is spliced from 8 exons. Gene Ontology annotation, molecular function: chromatin binding. The record is from RefSeq and is a predicted model, not a curated record.